AUAAGAACAAAGUUUGUUAGUCAAUGCAAUAAUUAUAUUAUUCCAGAAAACUCAGUUGAAAAAUUAGAUUGGUUGUGAUAUUUUUAAAAUAACUAACUCUCGCCGAAACGUGGAAUUAAAGCAAUAGCUAACAGGUGAAUCAUGCAAGAAGCCUAUCCUGUGAUAGCUAAAGUGCCAACGCACAUUCUAACAUGGGGAAAGUGGAUCGAGGAAUCUUUGGGCGAUCACAAGGAGGUGGUCAUCUGCAUCACGGGUAAUCCGGGUCUACCAGGUUUCUACACUAAAUUUUUUUCGACCGUUUAUGAAUGCCUCAACAAAGAGAUGCCGGUUUGGGUUAUCGGUCAUGCAGGACAUGACGAAGCGGAAGAGAGCUCGUACAAAAAACCAUUGCCGCCUUUGAAAAACAAUGAGCAAUUGUAUCAUUUGGAAGGACAGUUGCAACAUAAGGUGCAAUUUAUUCGUAAAUAUGUUCCCGAAAAUGUUAAAAUUCAUCUAAUUGGCCAUUCCAUCGGAUGUUACUUAGCACUGGAAUUGUUGAAAAUCCCAGAUAUAAGCGCUCGAAUUCAACAUUGUUAUUUUCUAUUUCCGACCAUCGAACGAAUGGUUGAGUCAAAGAACGGAUUUAUCCUUACUAAAGUGGUGAAUCCAGUGUAUUUUUUCGUUCAAUGGUUCUAUCGUUGCUUCGCUUUGCUACCGAACUUCAUUAAGGUCUGGAUCAUAUACGCAUACUUUUUGGUAUCAGGCAUUCCAAAGUAUUACCUGGGAACAGCGCUGAAAUACACCCAUCCUCCGGUAAUAGAUAAAAUUUGGCACAUGGCCUUGGAUGAAAUGGAAAAAGUGCGCGAACUAGACAUAGACACGGUUCGUAAUAAUAAACACCGUAUAAGGCUAUAUUACGGCGCCACGGAUGGUUGGGUUCCGGUCAAGUACUACCACGAACUAAAGGAAAAGAUUCCAGAUAUCGAUGCCGAAAUUUGCACCAGAAAGUUUGAGCAUGCUUUCGUGUUGCACUCGGCUGCGAAGAUGGGUUUUAUGGUUGGUGAAUGGAUUUUAAAGCAUAAAGUGAUUUAGUUUAAUAUGCCCCUUUUUCACAAAUUCUUCAGAGAUAAUUUUGUGGUAGGUAUUUAAAAUAAACCAAAAAUUAUUGUUUCCGUUCUUGAAAAGGCAUUGGUAGGUUUCUUCAUUAUUUUAGGAUCUAAAAUUUCGAAGAACAAACUAUAAUAACAUUUAUAAGACAAAACAUCAGUAAACCGAGCUAACAUGAAAGAUUAAAUUAAACAUUCCAAAUACUCAACCGGGCAGAUGGAACACUUCAAUUCAAUACAACUAAUUCGGAUGACAAUAAAACCAAUGUAGUAAUAAUAUUGUUAAUAUAUUGUUCAAGUCAUCAUA
Molecule: messenger RNA, 1392 nt
Organism: Uranotaenia lowii
Lineage: Eukaryota; Metazoa; Arthropoda; Insecta; Diptera; Culicidae
Gene: sturkopf
Product: lipid droplet-associated hydrolase
Exons: 3
Coding region: 142-1071 (309 amino acids)
Biological process (GO): lipid storage
Cellular component (GO): lipid droplet
Molecular function (GO): lipase activity
Source: RefSeq, a predicted model, not a curated record